GUGUAGUGUGGAAUACCGGUCCGUGUCUUGACUUCGGGCGCAAAUAGAUAGAAUCGGCUGGCAAAAUGGCCAUUUCACAUGAAAUACUUAAGCGCAUAUCUAGCCCUGAGCGUGAUUUUGUUCAGAACCUUGCCUACGGCGUAAAGUUAUGGAAGUCACCCAGUUUCUACUACAUGUCGAAGUAUGAAGUAAUUUUCGGAUACUUUAUCAACGGGUUAACUGAUUGUUACCAAACAGUGAGCGAAGGGGCCGAUGGGAGCUUUCACGAAAGCUGGCAAACCGUGAACGAUUUCCUAUCACUGCCAUGCCCGCCAAAUGCACUGCCGCCGAAUUGUGUGACCCGAUUGCAACAAGUUUUGCACGCCUUGCAGGGCAAAGACAAAAUAGGUCGGCAGCAGCUUUUGGAAACAUUUUUGAUUGUGGCGUCCGAUGCAAAGUUUAGAAACGUGUACAAGUUUAAUUUCAUGGCCUACGGGGAAGCGCUAUGGAUCGUCCUGCAGCACUACAAAAAGUGCAUCGUUAACAACAGACCCAAGGAAGAGGAAGAGAAAACGAUCGAUCGGAUCUUCAACGACCUGAAGAUCUAUUUGAAAUCUGCCGGUGAUGAUCCCAAAUUUCAGAAAGCCUUCGAGCACUUUGUUGUGCCGCUAGCAGAGGUGGUAUUGCUGCUUGAACGUCGUGGCGUGAAUCGGCGAGAAGAGUUGUUGGACUGUUUAAAAGUGGUGUAUUUUGGAGAAGAAAAGGCCGCUUCAUACUAUCGCGUAACGAAUCAUUCGAAAAAAUUGUUCAUGGGCUGCUUCAAUGUGAACAAAUUCCCGUGGCACAUGAUUGCAUUGCUGAUCGAAGGAUAUUUACGCUCAUAUAGGAACCAGAAGAUGGAGGUGUUGCUUUUCCUGAAGUACUAUCUGCUGCACAUAUUCGUUGACGAAAGCCGAUCGAUUGUUCCUAGCAAUGAUCGAAUAGUGGCCAUCACAAAGUACGUGUUUGCUUUGCUGCGGAAGUACUUCAUCAACAUUGAUCAACAAUUGCUAGUAGAUUUCAACUUUACCGAAAUCUUCACGUUCAAGCUUACUGAAUUCGUAAACGUGUGUUCGUCGUCCGGUCCAUUGCUGCGAGAUUUAUACAAACUAAUUUGCGCAAUCAACGAAUACAACCCACUCAUCCUGGAGAAGAACAUCAUCGGAAUCAUACUGAAAACGAUGUUCUUACGCAAAGAUCAAGAAACGCUCAAGUGCUAUCAGGAGGUACUUAUUUCGACGAUGAAAAUGUACACGAAGCUGAACAAAAAUGAAAACUUUCGCGACGAGCUUUUUAUGAAGCUCGAAGAGUACCUGGACGAAAACAAGCUUGAUCAAUCCAUCCAAGAGCUAAGAAACCACUCCGGUAUGCAGAAUGGCAAAAGAAAAAGUGAACGUACGGACCUCAACGAAACAUGUGAUAAGAAAAUGAAGCUUGCUGAUGGAUCUUCUGCCAAAAAAUUGUCAAAGAAGUCCAAAAGUGAAGUCUUUUUUGAUCUGUUACUUUCGGAAAAGACGGAAAUGGACGGGUUGAAAGUAACGCCACGUUUUCAGCUGCAAAACGGUUGGCCCGCUCUUUCAUUUGCAUGGCCAGAUAUGGACGGAUGUCUAAGUGAUGCCAUGAUGGAGUUUAUGAAGGUGCUGCUGAGAAAGCGUAGCUUUCUCUUCUGGAAUAAGUUUGUGUCCCUGUUGAACGAGGCUAUCGAGAUGCCGGGGGAGGAGCACACCGAAAGUAGCAUUUUCCAGAUGGAGCUGGCCAUGUGUUGGAUGUGUUACUUCUUCGCCGGCAAUACGCUGAUCGAAAACUCGUAUCUUUUCUGGGAAAAGUUGAGUAAACACAUUGCCAGCACGGACGAGAUGAUGGCUAACUUCGCUCACCAGUUCCUGCUGGGCGAAGUACCCGGAGAUGCGCGGCUCUACAGUGCUUUUUGGAAGAUGGUAUACUUUUACGGUAACUAUCGUCUGAUGGUGGAAUACUAUCGACCAGAUUCAAUCGAAUCGAGCGACGACCAAGAUAUAUAUUUCUAUCUGAGUGAAGCUGAGUGGGAAAAGAUCGAAAAGCGAACGUCGCCUGAGGACGCACCGGUCCUGAAUCGCGUGCUGCUCCAAAAAAUUCGUCAAAACGACCUAAACCAGAAGGAUCUAGGUCCCGAGAAGGAAGAAGCACGCCAGGAACUUAUCGCUAGAGUUGUCGAUAAUUACGGGGCGGAAAAUUUGCGCUGGGUGCUACUUGAACGAUCGUCUAAUAGUUGGUUUUUGUCGCUACUCUCCAAACAGCAACAGAUAGUUGUUGUGGACCACCUUCUCGAUCGGUCUUUUUGUUCGUCGGAAGAGCUGAAACAACUUCUGUUAGACAUUUCACCCACUGAGGAACUGUUGGAGGUAAUUCUGCUAACCGCAAUCAAACGGAUUCUGUCAAAAUGCCUUACCAAGUGUGAAAAGGCUGUGUCGCGCAAGUUGCCGUUCGAAAAGCUGUACGAGAUGAACGGAUCGGAGCUGUUACCUCUCCUGAAGAAACUUCUCGAGAAGAGUGCACGGACAAACACGACAAACCAUUCCGUCGAAGCUGCUAAUAUUGAGGAAAUGAAUCACCUGUUGGAUGUGCUAGAGGAGAUCAGAAUAGAUUAUUUCACCAAAGAACGGAAGACAGUUCUUUUUGCUGUGUUUUUGAUCCUGCUGGUGGAUGUACGUGGCUUGGAUGGGGGAAAAAUCGCCCAACGCCUCGAAAACCAGUUAAUCCGACAUAUUUCACACGGAACGAUACCCAACGUGAUAGGAUUCGCCAGCAUCGAAACCCUGCUCAGUAUCUGCGGCCAAUCGUCACUGUUGGUAACAAUUUUCCAGCUACAAGCAGCAUACCUGACAGAGGAAGCAUUCAACGAAAUGAUAAAAAUCUUGGACGGUUUUUCAAAUGAGAGCGAUAUACGCUUCGAUGUACUGCUUUUGGUAUUCAACAGUUUGCUUAAGGGCGGUGCGAAUCGAUUGAAAACUAUCCCAGCCGAGCAAUUGAGUGAGAAGUUGGAUGAGUUUGUGGCAGUUAUUGAUGCGUUCUUGUUUACCAAAACCCCCAAAAGGCAACGGAAUAAAAAUAUCGGCGAUUUCAAUGAUGCAUUGAAGGGUUGUGCUUUAACUAUUCACUACAAGGCCACUCACAAAAAGGAGAUGACUUCAGAAAUGCGAGGAAGUAUCCUCCAUUAUGUCACGCAGGCGCUCACAAAUACCAGCUCCUCGUCGUGCUUAUUGCUGACAAAUUGCAUCCAGUACAAGGACUUUUUGAAUUUUGAACCAUCUACUCUCGCUGCGAUCGUAGAGAACCGUUGGCAGUUAUUUUUGAAGAUGGCGCAGGAACAGACGGUAUCGAAGGGGCAUGACAUCAAAUUGGAAGAACAAUCAAUCGAUCAGCAACAUAUGAAAACGUUCGUCACUUUCCUCACCGGUCAACUACCGGCGGCAGAGUGUGGCAAAAAGUUUGCCCAGCUCGAUGCCACCCUAGCGAACCAUGUUGGUGGGCAAGGUUAUGCAGGGCUAAAAUCGGUUCUACGGGCUUUCACCAUCCUCGCACGCAUUGGCUUCGGUGUAAAGUGCAAGGAGGAUAUCAGCAAUGCGUUUGUGAAACCAUUUUCAAUUGUCAUUGCCCGGAACGUGAUGCCACUGUGCGUACUAAAUGAGUUCCAUCACGAUGUGGCGCUUCUGAUGGAGAUUCUGGAUUGCUUUAACGCGGUGAUCGCCAAUCGAGGCAUCAAACUCUCGCCGACCGUGUUGGACCAUAUGCUGGAGUUUAUGAGUGCAGUAAACAUUCGGAAGAUCCCCGUGAAGGAAAGCGAAGAGCAGAGCUUCUACAAACUUCACCGCCUGCUGAGUGAUGUAAUGUUCGUACUGCUGAUGGUACGAUCGAACUACGUUGUCCACCGGUUGCCACAGUACCUGCUUGUGUUCCAGGGUCUGGUCGGUGCCAUCAUCUGCUACAAGGACAGCUUGCCGGUGGAGCAGAGCUUAAACAGUUUCGAAAUACUCACCAUCUCCGAUUUGUUAGUGCCGUUGGAAAAGAUCACGGGUUACGCAGUGAAAAAUCUACCGAAAGAUAUCCGCAUACUAGCCCCGUACGUGUUGGCACAGAUCCUAAACACUAUCAUUCAAAGCAAGCGCUCAACGACCCUGCAGCAACGGGUUGCCCAAAAGGUGUACAAUAUCUGCUUCGAGUUGAUCGCCGUCUAUGAUGGACAUUCGUCGUCCUAUCUGCUCCGCACGAUGGACGAAAGCAGCCGCCUACUGUUCACAGAUAUCGUGAAGCAGUACAAGAAAUUCCGUUCCUACAAAGGACUGGCAUAAGUUUACUCCCCGUGAGUAAGUUCACUUGUUCAAUAAGUUUUUGUUGGUAAGAAACAGUGCCCACGUGUGAGGCAAUAGAUGAUAUACAUAUUUUCUGAACGACA
Anopheles coustani is the source of this 4450-nucleotide messenger RNA. RefSeq lists its product as uncharacterized. Bases 66 to 4346 code for a protein of 1426 amino acids. Lineage: Eukaryota; Metazoa; Arthropoda; Insecta; Diptera; Culicidae. The record is from RefSeq and is a predicted model, not a curated record. The transcript has 6 exons.